Messenger RNA from Rotaria sp. Silwood2, 3465 nucleotides. Lineage: Eukaryota; Metazoa; Rotifera; Eurotatoria; Philodinida; Philodinidae. The record is from the annotation of a GenBank genome assembly.
AUGCUUGAGGCAACUAAACAAGCAGUUAGACAAAUGAUUAUUUAUUUAGAACAAACGAAAGGAUUAACUAGAGAAGAAGCAUACAUGUUAUGUUCAGUAGCAGUAGAUAUUCGAGCAACACAAGUUGUUGAUAUGCCAAAUUAUGUAGUUGGAGCAUUUUUACUGGGGAACUGCAAAGUGGUCCCGGGACCAAAAUUUGACUUUUUUACGGGACCGGGACUAAAAAUUUUUCACAUUGGUUCCGUAAAUGUCAAUCAAACAUGUUUUGAAACAUUAGCAAAAAUAGUUCAACGUAUUCAACGUGAUCUUCUUGCUGAUCUUAAUGAUAUACAUGGAAGAAAUCGUUUACUUCUAACGUAUAUUCAUUAUGAAUGUACAUUACAUACACCAAAUGAAACAGAUAUGACUGCUGUUUCAUCAAAAUCAGCUAGUCUUCGUCCAAAUUCUCUCUAUUUUCAACGUCGUGUUCCACGAAGUACAUCAAAUCCUGAUUUACCAAGUCCAUCGUUAUCACCUGAAGAUGAAAUGGCACUUGCUGCUGCUAAUGGGGGUUUUAUCUCACCAAAUAAUUCAUCAGGAAAACAAAUAGGUGAAAUAUCUCAAGGUGUUAUUAAAGAUGCUGCUUAUUCAACUAAAACAUCACAACAACGAAAACCAUUACAUGAAGAAUUAUUAUUUCAAUGGGUUGUUUCAUCAGGUGCAACAAGAGAUUUUGCUUUUGGUAAUAGUUGGUUUUUUUUUGAAUUAUUAAUAAAAACUAUGGGACAUUUUUUACAUACAACAAAUCGUUUUCAAAUUGAUCGUCGUCAUCGAUUUUCAUAUCAAUUUUGUGAUGAUAUAACAACAUUAUUAAGAUUAAUUAUACGUGAAUUACUCGAUCGACAACAUCAUACACAACGUAAUGGAAUUGAUGGAAAAAUUCAUUGUACACAAUUAAAUACAUCAUUAGCAUUUUUUAUUAAUGAUUGUUUAUCAGUUAUGGAUAGAGGUUUUGUUUUUGGUCUUAUUAAAAUCUAUUGUAAAGAAUUCGAUCUUGAAAUUGCACAUGGUCAACCAACAGAUACAUCAUAUUAUAUAUCUUUAAAAUUAGAUUUUAUUCGAAUUGUUUGUUCACAUGAACAUUAUAUAACACUAAAUCUUCCAUUAUUACCAUCUAUUCCUCCAUCACCAUCUCCAAGUAUUGGUAGUAUGCAAUCUUAUUCAUCAAAUAAUAACAAUAAUAAUAUUAAUAAUAGCAAUAUAAAUACUAAUGGAAAUAGUCAACGUACAAUAACAAUUCACCAAACGGAUUUAACAUAUGAAUUUCGUCAAGAACAUUAUCUUGUUGGAAUUAUUCUACAUGAUUUGCAAAAUGUUCUUUCAAAAACUUCGCCAUGGCUUCACAGUCGUGCAAUAAAUAUCUUACGUAAUGUACUUUCAUGUCAUGAUUUUGAUCAACGUUUAUUAAUAAAUGAUGAAAAAAAUAAUCGAAAUCGUGUUGCAAGACUUUAUUUGCCAUUGCUUCAUAUUGUUUCAAAUAAUAUUAAUAAAUUAUUCGAUCCAGGAAAUGCUUCAUUUGGUCAAUUGAAUCGUCCAUCUAUCACACCUUCAGAUGAUAUUCUAACGUCAAAUACCGAUGAAUUUAUUACAGAAAAUGAUGGAACUUUAAAACGUAUAUCAUCAAUGACAACAUUUAGUGAAGAAACAUCUCGAGAUUUAUUAAUAUGUUUAUUAUGGUUAUUAAAAAAUAUUGAUUCAUCUGUACUUCGUCAUUGGUGGAUGCAUAUGACACGUGAACAACUUCAAAAUUUAAUUCAAUUACUUGAUUUAUCUAUUGCAAGUUUUGAAUAUAAAGGAAAAAAACAAAUGAAACGUCAUCAUCGUAUUGGUGCUGGUGGACAUGCAUCUGUACUUGCUGCUAUAUCAACAUGUGCAUCAACAAAAAAAACUUCAACAAUAUCAGUUAAAAAUCAAUUAGAAAAAUCAAUUAUUGGAACUGAUAAUGCAAGAACAGACAUGUUAAAUAGAACAAAACAAAAAAAUCCUAAUCCAUCAGUUCAUGAACCAAAUAAAAGCACUAGCAAUCUUCGCUGGCGUAAAGAUCAAACACAUUGGCGACAAGCAAAUAUAGAAAGAAGUGAAGAAGAAAUAACAAUUGAUGCUCAUCUUGAAAGUAUUCUUGCAUCAGAAUGUACAAUGAUUGUUUUAGAUACAAUAGAAACAAUCAUACAAGUUGUUCAAACAACAGAUUGUCAUCAAAUUCUUUUACCUGGUUUACUUAAAAUACUUCUACAUGCAUUUGCACUUAAUCAAAGUACAUGGACAUUACAAAAUUUAUUUUCACACCAACGAGCAAUAGUUUAUAAAUUUCCUGAAUUACUUUUUGAAGAAGAUACAGAACAUUGUGCUGAUUUAUGUCUUCGUUUAUUAAAACAUUGUUCAUCAUGUUUGAGUACAGUACGAAGUCAUGCAUCUGCAUCACUUUAUUUAUUAAUGAGACAAAAUUUUGAAAUUGGAAAUAAUUUUUCGCGAGUUAAAAUGCAAGCAACAAUGUCAUUAUCAUGGCUUGUUGGACAAUCGACAUCACAAUUUAAUGAAAUAUUUUUACGUAAAUCAUUACGAACUAUUUUAACAUAUGCUGAUGGUGAUACUGAUUUACAAGAAAGUGCAUUUCCAAGUCAAGUUAAAGAUUUAGCAACCAAUUUAUAUAUGAUUUUAUGUGAUACAGUUAAACUACGUGAAGCUAAAGAUAAUCCAGAUAUGGAAAUUGAUCUUCUUCAUCGUAUAGCUAAUUGUUAUCAAAAUAGUCCUGAUUUACGACUUACUUGGUUACAAAAUAUGGCUCAAAAACAUUUAGCGAUGAAUCAUUAUGCAGAAGCUGGAAUGUGUUUAGCACAUGCAGCUAGUCUUGUUGCAGAAUACCUUCGAAUGCUUGAAUCAAAAUCAUAUAUGCCUGAUGGUUGUGUUGCUUUACAAAAAAUUUCAAUGAAUUUAUUAGAAGAAAGUGCUGUUAGUGAUGAUGUUGUAUCACCAGGAGAUGAAGGUAUUUGUACGGGAAAAUAUUUUACAGAAAAUGGUUUUAUUGGUUUAAUGGAACAAGCAGCAGUUUUUCUUACUCAUGCACAUAUGUACGAAGCUGUCAAUAAUAUUUAUCAUGUAUUAACACCAAUCUAUGAAGCCAAUCGUGAUUUUAAAAAACUGUCUCAAGUGCAUAGUAAAUUACAUGAAUAUUUUAAUCGAAUACUUGUUCAAGGAAAUAAACGUUUAUUUGGUACAUAUUUUCGUGUUGGAUUUUAUGGAACAAAAUUUGAUGAACUUGAUGGACAAGAAUUUAUUUAUAAAGAACCAGGAAUAACAAAAUUAGCCGAGAUAGCUUCUCGACUUGAAUCAUUCUAUAUUGAUAAAUUUGGUAAAACUCAAGUUGAAAUGAUUAAAGAUUCCAAUGAUGUUAAUCGUGCUUCACUUGAUUUAGCCAAUAAGAAGUAA